Molecule: messenger RNA, 2075 nt
Organism: Xenopus laevis (African clawed frog)
Lineage: Eukaryota; Metazoa; Chordata; Amphibia; Anura; Pipidae
Gene: tp53inp2.L
Product: tumor protein p53 inducible nuclear protein 2 L homeolog
Exons: 4
Coding region: 304-975 (223 amino acids)
Biological process (GO): positive regulation of DNA-templated transcription; autophagosome assembly
Cellular component (GO): cytosol; autophagosome; nuclear body
Source: RefSeq, a predicted model, not a curated record
AGGCGGGGCUGGCUGUUGUGAUGUAAACUGUCAGCUGUUGCAAGUAUUCUAGCGAUUAAGCAAUGAGAGGAGCCGGCAGAGCUUGCUCUGUAUACAGUACUGUACCUACCUCAGGCUGGGCUUCUGUGUUCUGACUUGGAUCUACUGCAGAGGAAGGGCUAUUCUCGACCAAGUCAUAUAGAAGCCUGAUGUUUACAUAUUGCUCUGCCGGCCUCUGCUGACCCCCUCCAGGCCUCGCCACUUGUUUACAGCCCUAUCUUCCGCAAUCAGAAGUUCCAGCAAUCCCCAAAGGACUCUCCAAUCAUGUUCCAGCGUUUAACCCGACUCUUUUUCAGCGAUGUACCUUCAAGCAAUACCAAUGAGCCUAAGCCUAUCAUCUCUGAGGAAGAGGAUGAUGGCUGGCUCAUCAUUGAUAUACCAGAGAGCUAUGACUUAAGCGGGAACGAUGUGGCACAGGAGCAGGAGGAUGAUACCACCCCCAGCCCGCUGCCCCACUCCCUGGCUGAGAGGAUUGGCUGGUCCAUCCCACCCCACCCUCCCCAGUCUAUGGACGAGAGUUGGUUCGUUACCCCUCCCCCCUGUUUCACUGCAGAAGCACCUGGGCAAAACGAGUUGGGGACCAGUCCUCUUGAAGACCUUCUUAUUGAGCACCCCAGCAUGUCUGUCUAUAUCACCAAUGGAAGCAUUGUGGUGGAAGAGGACACCCGAGAAUCACCCAGAGACAGGUCCCCAUCUAAAACAAGAGUGGAACGCCGCACCCCUCACCACACCACCUCCAUCUCUGCCAAAGCUGCCAUUCUGGGUAAGGUAGGCCAGGCCUCCCGGAUCCAACGUGCCAAGGCUCUUGUGGACAGACGCAACACGAGCCGAAAGAGCUUGAAGCGACAGAACCUGGCACGGGAGAUUCAAGGACGCUCUAUGACACGGCACCACAGCUUCAUGUGCCAACCCAGACAGCGCCAGUGCAACCACUGAUCCCUCCCAUCUGCUGUUUACAUAAAUGUGGGCAUUAUCUCUACCUAAAUUCUUCCUCUCGUGUCUAUUGGGUUAACAUCAACCUCCCUGGCUUCUACUACCCCAUCUUUCAAGAUCAAAGAAAAUUCAUCCCCCCCUCCAGUUCUUUGGUAAUAAGGACUCCCCAGUACAGAAGAAAUGCUGAAAGUCCCUUGAGAUCCUGGCAAAGGUGCAGAGGACUUAACCACUUAAUUGGUAAAGACCUCUGAGCCCUUAGAAAAGAAGAAGUCAUCUAUUCCCCCCCGGAACUUGUGUAGCUUCCAGACUGCCUUUGAAGCCAGCAUUGUACAGUACCUUGUAGCCUGCCCAUCUAAAUAUCAAUCACCCUCUCUUUCCGGUUCUACGUACUCAUUGUCAACUGAGGGUCAGAGCUAGGACAGUGUUGGCUUUUUUUUUUAAUACACUUGUUUUUAAAAUGGGUCUAGUUGUGCAUUGUGGGAAACCAUACAUGCAAAGUGAGCUUUAUUUUAAUUACCAGGAAAAAGGUGCUAUGUACAUUUUAACAGCUUCCCACUGAACAAAACAGUGGCCAUUUCCCCCAAAAUUUCUUUUUUUUUUUUUCUUUAUCUUUUCUUUAAAUUCCAGUUACCAGCAAGAUAUAAUGGGUAAACAAAAUGGCCACACUCAUGCCAACCAUGUUUGUGGUUCAAAAACCACUGUAGAACCUGUUUCUUACAGACCUUUUUAACUUAGAGGGGCUUGCAAUGCUCCUUAUUAGUGGAACAGGGGACGCAAGUUGAAGAAGGCAGGCGGAAGUAGGAUAAAGGGUUAGCCAGGAGGGAAUGGAAUUCUGGGAAGAGAGGUAUAACUUAGGGUGUGGGGUUUUAAAUCAGUGAUGUAAUAAGGAAUCGGAGUAACAUGACUGGCAGGGUUGCUGUAAACAUUUUGACAUUGAUUUUAAAGGACAAGGAAAUCAGAUUUUGCUACCACCACAGCAGCCAUCCUGAUCUAAAUCCUUAACUUUAUUUUGGCCAUUCCGCCAUCUUUUCUGCACUUGUGCAGUGGUAUGUGCUGUACCUUUUAUACCGAAUAUUAAAUGGAAGGUACAUCCUGGUUAUGAA